CGACGCUUCUUGAUUUCGAAACACUGAAUACAGCUAUUGAGCGCUUUCAAUCUCGAACUCAGCAAUGUUAAAUUCAAUCAGCAAAAUGAAAUUUCAAAGUGGAAGAAUCUCGCAUCUCACUUCACGUUCAUCGUCAUCCCCCAAAUUAUUUGCCCUAAAAUUCAACCAGUUCGCAUCAUCACCUUCAAAUGCCUCGAAUUCAAACUCAGAAAAUUCCAAUCAAGACUCAUUUCCUGCAACAUAUCUCCAAAAUUCAUGUGGGUUUCCCCCAGAAAUUCCCCUCAGAUGUUCCAACCACCUCAAAUCAAAUUCCCCAGUAAACCCCAAUUCCGUUAUUGCAUUCUUCAAGAAUCACAAUUUUUCCGAUACCCAAAUCUCUGUCAUCGUCAAGAAAUGGCCUUUGGUUUUCAAUCACGCUCCCGAUUCCAUUUUCCGGCCAAAUAUCGAAGUUAUCCGCAAUUUGGGGCUCUCGCCCCCUGACAUCGCUAGGAUUCUAACAGUGGCGCCAUAUCUGCUAGAAAGAAACUUGCAAAAUCAGAUAAUCCCAAUUCUCGAUUUCCUUCGCAGCUUCCUACAUUCCGACAGAGAUGUAUUGCUCUCUAUCAAGAGGUGUGCCUGAACCCCACAUUGCCACCCUACUGCGAAUCAGCCCAGGAAAAUUGGGCGUUCAACCCGAAAAUUUUAGGGCAAUGGUGGAUGAGCUUCAAAAAUUAGGGUUUAGACCUCAAAGAAGGAAGUUCAUUGUGGGGAUAAUGGUGAUGGGGCAAUUAAGCAGUUCAACUUGGAAAGAGAAGAUCCACUUCUAUGAGAGGUUUGGUUGGUCUGAGCAUGAGGUGUUGGAUGCUUUCAUGAAGCAUCCUCGCUUCAUGUCAGCAUCCGCGGAUAAGAUCACUCGAGCCCUCGACCUACUGGUUAAUCCGAUGGGGUGUGAUCCCUCUGUUCUGAUCAAGUGGCCCCAAAUAUUGACACUGAACUUUGAGAGGACUUUGGUGCCUAGAUGUGCAUUCCAUCAUGUUUUGGUGUCCAAGGGCCUCGUCGGGCCGGGCAGUUUGCUGCAGAUGUUGAGCCAUUUGCGAAGCUUGAGUUUGGAGAGCUUCGAGUUGAGUUGUGCAGAGAAAGAUCCUCAGCUGUUGAGGCUGUAUGUUAGGAAGUUCUUAGCAUCAAGAAGGAGUGUUAUCUUUAGUAGAAUGAUGGAAUCUUCUGACCAAAAAAAAAAGUAGAAUGAUGGAAUCUUGAUUGUUAGAAAGUUUUUAGCAUCAAGAAAGAUUGCAUCUUUGGUAGAAUGAUGGAAUCUUGAUUGUUAGAAUGUUUUUAGCAUCAAGAUGGAUUGUGUAUAUCUUUGGUAGAAUGAUGGAAUCUAGAUUGUCAGGAAAUUUUUAGUAG
Messenger RNA from Salvia miltiorrhiza (redroot sage), 1383 nucleotides. RefSeq lists its product as uncharacterized. Gene Ontology annotation, molecular function: double-stranded DNA binding. The record is from RefSeq and is a predicted model, not a curated record. Gene Ontology annotation, biological process: chloroplast organization; regulation of DNA-templated transcription. Bases 588 to 1220 code for a protein of 210 amino acids. NCBI's taxonomy places the organism in Eukaryota, Viridiplantae, Streptophyta, Magnoliopsida, Lamiales, Lamiaceae. Gene Ontology annotation, cellular component: chloroplast. The transcript is spliced from 2 exons.